Molecule: messenger RNA, 4682 nt
Organism: Rhineura floridana
Lineage: Eukaryota; Metazoa; Chordata; Lepidosauria; Squamata; Rhineuridae
Gene: PROSER1
Product: proline and serine rich 1
Exons: 15
Coding region: 377-3169 (930 amino acids)
Source: RefSeq, a predicted model, not a curated record
UAUUAUGGAAGUGCCUGCCUGGUGAUAUCAUCAGGAGGCGACGGGUCGCGAAGUUUGGUUUCGUGUGGUGGGGACGGCUGGGGGUUGCGCGCGGGUUGUCUUGACGCCGGCCAGUGGCCGGUCCUCGCUUGUCGGCAGGGCCGCCGUUGAUGAAAUGGAUGGCUUGAGGGCUCCAUGGAGUGAUGUUGGCAGUGUAUAGACGCUAAAAUAAAACAGCUGCUAGCCAUCUUGCUUCAAAUCAGCACCAUGCAGAAUCUGUGUUGGGCAUCUGAGUGAGCUGAAAGGAACGGCUGUUACAUUUGAGAAGGCUUGAAAGCCAAUUCUACAAUAAAGAGUGCCUGGAACUGACAAAAAAUUGCAUCGUGUAGAAAGCAAGAUGGAUAAGAAAGCAUUUGAGAUGGUGCUUGAUGAAAUCAGAAAGGCUGUAUUGAUGGAGUACAAAUUAAAAGCUAUUGAAUAUGUACAUGGAUACUUUUCUAGUGAACAGAUUGUAGAAUUAUUGAGAUACUUCUCUUGGGCUGAACCACAGUUAAAAGCAAUGAAGGCACUGCAACAUAAAAUGGUAGCUGUUUCUGCAGCAAAAGUGGUUAACAUCCUCAACUGUUUCACUUUUAGCAAAGACAAGCUUAUUGCACUAGAACUGUUGGCUUCCAAUAUCAUUGAUGCUCAGAAUUAUCGCCUUAUUGAAGACCUCUUCAGAACUAGCAUGUCUGAGAAGAAGAGGUGCAGGAGAAUUCUUGAACAGGCUUCCAAAGCAGGAUGCAAAGCGCCUCAUGCUAUGAUAUCUUCUUGUGGCAUGAUUCCUGGAAACCCUUACCCAAAAGGAAAGCCCAGUCGCAUAAAUGGAAUUUUCCCAGGGUCACCUGUCAAAAAGGAAAAUGAAGACUUUACUAACGAAGGCAAGGGAAUAGCAGCUCGAAUUCUUGGACCAUCUAAACCAGCUCCAGCAACAUAUAAUCCACAUAAGCCUGUUCCUUAUCCUAUCCCUCCUUGUCGACCACAUGCAGCCGUUGCACCAAGUGCUUACAACAAUGCAGGUCUUGUUCCGCUAGCCAAUGUCAUAGCUCCUGGUUUGCCAGCUCCACCACCAUAUUCUUCUAGUCAUGUAGGAACAGAUAAAGCAGAAAAUGAAGAACUUCCCAAUCAGACAAAAUCUUCCCAAAACCAAGCUUUUGCUACACAAACGAAUCAUCUCUUUACACCUCAUGGUUCUAACCCUGCUGCUACUCCAGCCCCAACCCCAUCAUCUGUUAAGGCAAUAAGCCACUCAUCAGCACUUGCAUCGCCAGCCAUCCCAGGGAUAAGCAUGUCCACCCCUGUCCUCCCUGUCUUCUCUGGGCAGAUUAUCUCUUCCAUCCAUCCACCUCAGCCAUCGACUCCAACUCCUACUGUCAUCAAAUCCCAUUCGCUGCCUGGGGUUCCUACCACAUCUGCUCACUGUGCCUCCUCUACUGCCCUCCCUGCAACUUUCUCUGGGCUGGCUUCUGUGCUGCCUGCUACAGCAGCUUCGCAAGGGCUCUCCACACCGUGUGCCACUCCUGUACCACAUGAAGCUUUUGCAUCUGCUUCUACACCAUUUGCCAGCCUGCCUUUUUCUGCAGCAACUGUCACCACCUCAGCUAAUAACCCUAAUUCAUUGUCAUCUGCUUUUGCUGGCCUUCCUUUGUCCUUGACGCCCACUCCUCAGGGGAUAGCUAGUCCCAUUCCUUCUGCUAUUGCUGGUUCUCCUGCCACUAGCCUGUCAUGUCCACUUAACUUGCCUAACUCACUUCUAUCAGUCUUAAAGGGGUUUCUGUCAGUAAAUGAUAGCUCAAUAAUGAAUUCGACUGUACUGCCUUCUGCUGUGACAGCUGAGCUUGCCUCUUUAUCCGGUCUUGCUAGCCAGAAUACUGAAGCCCCUUCUUCAUCAGGUAACAAAUGUUACACUCCAGCUGCUUCCUCUGUCCUUCAACAUCCUUCCACUUCAGGAUUGUCCAUUUUCCCAGGGCUCCCAUCGCAGCCUGGAGUUAGCAAUAGUGCAACCCCGUCUGCAUUGCCAACACAGUCCCCUUUAACCACAAUACCAUCCUCCAUUAUGCCAGUCAGCUGUGUCUCCUCAGCUGCUCUUCCACACUGUCCGAGUCCUGCUCAUCCUGAACAGCAGGUUUCAUCCACCCCAGCUGCCACAGCAAUUUCUGCACUAGUCAAAACUGAGCCCACAAGCCCUACUGUGUCAGGUUUCAAAGGCCCUUCACAUUCUGCUGGGCCUUCUCAUAGCACUUCAGGCUUGUCAGCACUUGGCCAUGCAUAUACCUCUGCUAGUUCGUUGCCAGGCAGCUUACCUGCUUCCCUUAAUCCAGCACUAUCUAGUCUCUCAACUUUGAGUACUCCUCUAAACAGCUCCCCUUCCAUUCCUCCACAUGGGUCAUCUGCUCCGGUAGCUCCAGUAUAUAAUGCACUUCCUCCUUUCACUUCACUGGCCAGCAAUUUUGCUUUUUCUGGCAAUCCAGCACUUACCCCAACAGGGUCUCUGUUGCCCAUUCCACCUACAACUACGUCAGGCAUUUCUGCUCCCCACGUCAGCUCCACAACCAGUGUUCUCCCAACGCUGAUUGCUUCAGCAGCUGCUCCAGCUCCACCGUUUCCCCUUAACUUGUGCAGCGCUGUCCCUUCCCUGUUUUCUGUUUCUCAAGUACCUCUAGGAUCAUGCAGCUCAUCCUUCCCUCCUUUCCCUGUCUCUAACACUCCCUCUGUCACUCCUGCUCUCCCUUCUUUCCCUGGGCUCCAGGCAUCUUCUACAGUAGCAGCAGUCGCACCACUGCCGGCAGCUGCCACAGCCCCAUCUCCGGCUCCAGUGCUGCCAGGGUUUGCCUCGGCCUUUAGUUCAAACUUCAACUCUGCACUUGUUGCACAGGCUGGCCUGACUUCUGGACUUCAGGCCCCUGGAAAUACAGUUUUCCCCGGACUCCUCUCUCUUCCUGGUAUCCCUGGACUUGCCCAGAGUGCUACACAGUCUUCCCUGCAGGAACUUCAGCACAGUGCAGCUGCACAGUCAGCAUUACUGCAGGCACACACUGCUUCUGCUCUGGACAACUAUGCAUCUCAACCUGAUGGUUUUACUACGUAUCCCUCAGCACCUGGAACACCCUUUUCAUUGCAGGCAAGUCUUCCCCAGAGUGGAUGGCAAUAAACAUCUCUUUCACCUGCAAAAAAGAACUUUUUCUCAAAGAGUGCAGUGGUAGCUUGGCAAAGCCACUGAUGAUGCUUCCAUUGAAGUCUUUGAGGGGAAAGUAUGCAGACUUCAGUGUGCGGCACCCAUGAGGAAGAGACGAGGAUUUGAAGAAGCUGUUUCUUCCAGGCUACAAAAAACUGGAUUUUUUAAACUUUUUGUCAAUAUUAUGAAGCAGAGAAUUCUCUGUUUCCUUGCAGGUAGUGGAAGUUGGGAGCACUUGCACCCUCAAAGAAUCUUUUUAAAAUGCAAAUAUUCUUGGUCAUAUUAUUAGUUUGCUGGGGUAGCAGUGUGACACAGACUCCUCAGUAUUUAUUCUCUACAAUGCAUAUUGUAUGUGUAUUUGAUGAAAAGGAAAUAUAGAUCAGGGGCUCCCAGAUUAUCAGAAUCCCUCUUGCCCCCCCUUUUUUUCAACAAUUACACAUCUUGUGUCUGCAGCAUACCAUUCGUUGUCUUGUAAGAUGAACUCUGGUUUCCUGCCUUUCAUAUUUUGUUUUUUCCACUGCCUUUCUCAACCACAUCUGCUCUGAUAUUUAUCAUCUGAAGGUUGUAAUAUUUAUCAGCUCGAUCUUACUCGUUACCCCUGUAUGCAUCCUAUCAUCCAUCAGUAUUUCUUCACUUUUCUAAGAUGCAGGACCUCUGCUGUUUAUAGGCAUUCUGAUGUUUUUAGUUCUGUUUUUAAAAACUUUAUGCAAGUCUAGAUUUAAGUGUACAAUUCCUUCAAGUCAAAUAAGAGAUCAUGGUUUGCAUUCUGUAACAAAUCUGUUUUUUCUGUCUCGUUCAUGAACAAAGCAUUGGUAACAGCUCAGAUAUGAUGCUGCCUAAAAUGUUGAAGACCUGCUGAUUUGUGAACCAAGUAUUCUUUUUUUUUCUUUUUGGUGAGAACAGAACUAGCAUAUAAUGCUGUAUUGUACUCAGAUAAGAAUGGAUUCUGUGGUUAAAUUCUGAAAAUGCAAAUAUAAACCUCUGAUAAACAUACACACAAAGUAAGAACUGUAGAAACUUCUAAAACAGGGUUGUUGGUAUCUUGCUUUCCCUAGGUACACUCCAGGUUAUAGAAGCCAGUAUAAUACAAGAAUUUUAAAGACCAGUUUAGCUAGGAAUUAUGGAAUACAAAAUAUGCUCUUGCUAUAUUAAUGAAGUGCUCUAUACUGUUUAGUAUCUGUAGUGACAAGUAGAAAAAUCCCCAAUAUUAUCUCUUUUUAAGAAAAUCUUGAUCAUGUUCUAGAACUACAGUAGAGAUGAUACUUGGUUUUGUGUUUUUAAUGUGAACACUAGGAAAGGAUUUCUUGCUGUGCAUAGCUUAACAUCAUUUUUUCUAAAGAUGGGAGUCUUCUGGAAGGUAUUACUAAUGUAGAGGCUUUCCACAAAUGAACAGGCAUGAAGAACACUAAUGUGUAUGUAUAUAUAUCUGUAUUUUUAUAAAGUUUUUUAAAAUAAAACGUGUAGCAGUGGGACACAAGUUUCUAAAGUA